UGUCUCUCUGUCGCUCUCUCCGUCCCUCCCUCCCUCCUCUCUCUCUUUGGGACCCAAACUUGUUUCAGGAAAAAGCGCCUGAACAUAUUUUUUCUCUCGCUGCGCUGGAAGAAACAGGACAGCCGCGUCCGUGCCAAGGAGAAGGCGUAGACUUCCUCCAAACAUUUCCUCCGCCAUCUCCGCUUUCGAGACUUGUGGAAUCUUUGUAACGAGAGGACUUUUUCUUCCACCACCUGGUUGUUUCUUUCUCUGCUAUAAAAACAACAGAGAGGAUUCCUGCAUCUGAACUUUUGCAGACAUGGACUGGGGCACAGAUCUUUGGGACCAGUAUGAUCACAUCGACAAGCACACGCUGUCAGGCCUCGACCUGGUGGAGCGUUACAUAAAGUUUGUGAAGGAACGGACGGAGAUAGAACAGAACUACGCCAAGCAACUCAGGAAUCUAACAAAGAAAUAUGCCAAACGAGGAAGCAAGGAAGAGCAAGACUGCAAAUUCAGCAAUCACGCAUCAUUACAGGAGAUCCUGAACGAGCUGAAUGAUUACGCCGGCCAACGGGAGCUCAUCGCUGAAAACAUGAUGACCGGCAUCUGUGUCGAACUCACCAAGUACAUUCAGGAUCUCAAACAGGAACGCAAAACAUACCUGUCUGAUGCCAAGAAGGCCCAGCAGAAUUUAGAGAGCAGCUUUAAACAACUAGAAAGUACUAAGAAGCGUUUUGCCAAGGAGUGGGCGGAGGCUGAAAAAGCCACACAACAAGCCGAGAAAACAGAGAGCGACCUCAAUGCCACCAGAAUCGAUGUCGAGAAAGCCAAGCAGCAUGCCCAUGCCCGCACGCACACAGCGGAGGAGUGCAGGAGCGACUAUGCAGCACAGCUCCAGAAAUACAACAAGGAACAAAACUUCUUCUACUACUCAGAGAUACCGCAGAUCUUCAAUAAAAUGCAGGACAUGGAUGAGCGGAGGAUUCGGCGGCUGGCGGAGGGAUACUGCCAGUUUUCAGACAUCGAGAAGAAGGUGCUGCCCAUCAUCUCCAAGUGUCUAGAGGGAAUCUCUGCAGCAGGGAGGAAAAUCAAUGAGAAACAGGACUCGAUGCUGUUCAUAGAGCAGCACAAGUCUGGUUUUGAGCGACCUGGAGAUGUGGAGUUUGAAGACUAUACCCAAGGAAUCAAAUCAGCAACCUCUGACUCCAGCCUCAACCCACCCAAAGUGCGUGCCAAGCUCUGGCCUUUCACCAAGAAGCACAAGCCGACAGCUGCAGAAGAUUUCUCUCACCUUCCUCCGGAGCAGAGGAAGAAGAGGCUGCAGGCGAAGAUUGAUGAUAUCACCAAAGAGCUGCACAAGGCGCAGGACCAAAGUGACGCACUGGAGAAGAUGAAGGGUGUGUAUGAGCAGAAUCCACAGAUGGGUGACCCCUCCAGUCUGGAGCCUCAGAUCACAGAAACUGCCCAGAACUUUGGCCGCCUGAGGGGGGAGCUUGCUAAAUAUGAGACGUGGCUGUCAGAAGCAGUGGGAGGAGAAGAAUCUUCCAACACCUUGAACAAUAAUACUCAACAUUGUGUUCCAGCAGCUGACCAGUCUCAUAACAUCUACACAGAGUUUGAAGAUGAGUUUGAUGACAUAGAAAGUCCUGUGGGCCAGUGCACGGCUCUGUACACCUUUGAAGGCAACAGUGAGGGCACCAUUUCCAUUACGGAGGGAGAGCUGUUAAGUAUAAUGGAGGAGGAUAAAGGAGAUGGAUGGAUGAGAGUCCUUAGAGCCAGUGGAGAAGAGGGCUAUAUACCUUCAUCCUAUGUCAAACUUGGCCCGUAACACACAAACACACACACACACACACACUCAGAGCUUGUGAUGGAAAGUUAAGAGCCAAAGGUGAAUACAAAGUCAUCCAUGAUAAUUGGAGCUGCUCUCUACAUCUUUUAUCUCAGCCAGUGACGUGUAUAGUGAGAUGAAUAUGAGAGAUUAUAAAGCUUGUUAUCAAGGCAGAUUGCGAUAUCAUACACUCUCUGUCUCUGCUUGCUGCGGCAGGAGAGGCUGUCUCUAAACGCAGACUGUCAGUCCUGUCUGAUCUUUAUAGAUUUCAACUCUUUUAAAAACCAAACUUUUGAAUGUAUACCUGAACUUUUUGUCACAAUGUUAAGUGACAACUCAAGUAACAUAUUCAGCAUCAUAGUAGCCUUAUGCUACAUUUCUUUUAUGUCGAUAUAGACUUUCCCACUGCCAUUUCUAAUAACCUGCUGAACUUUUCCUUUUGGUAACACCAGCCCUUUGCUAAAACCUCUUUCCUGACAGGAUAAUGUGAGUUGUUUUUUUUGUUAUCAUAGUGAUGUUAUGUUGUAUGACUUAUAACUGGAUGAAAACCACUACUCUAUAGGGAGUGCACAAAACAUGAGAUCUCUCAAUGGACUAUCACAUUUUUUUAUGUCUAUCUUAAAACAGUAGUCAGGUGCCCACAUGAACAUUGAAACAGGUUUUGCUUGCUGUAGUCAUUCUUCCUGUUCAUACUGGCCCUGAAGAGAUCCCUUCCUAAUGUGCUUCUAAUGUAAGUGAUGGUUGACAAAAUCCACAGUCCUCGUUCUGGGUAAAAAUGCUUUUCAAAGUUUUUCUGAAGCUAAUAUGAGGCUUCAGCAGUCUGAGUUAGACUCAUCAAGUGGGUAUUUUCCAAAGUUUCAGUGUUUUUAAUACAAAAUUAACUUAACUUUGGAAGAUUCCCUCUUGAUAUGAGUAACUCAGUCUGGAGCCUCCUAUUAGCAGAAAAACUUUGGAAUAUAUUUUUACACAGAAGAAGGGCUGUGGAUAACCUAUCCUUUUAACUCCAUAUGAUAUAUUACAGUUUCUCUGCUCAAGCGAAAUUUGCAAGGAAACUUGCUUUGCAAUGUUUUUGUGACUUUAAGACAUGGUGGGGAAGAACCACAGGAAAAGCACAAUGGCAGUAAUGAUCAAAGUUCAACGUAAAGUAAAAACACAGCAUAUACCAUUCCUGGCAGAAAUACUUGGUGAACUGCUUGUGUUUGAGGUUGCAGCUUCAGAGAUCAUCACAUUGCACGGACAUCAUAAAACUUAAAAAUAUGUGCAACUUAAAAGUGGAUAACAAGCAAUUAUUAAGUACUUGUCUUUGCUUUUGAAAUCCAACUUUGCACAAAAGUGGCAGAGCUGUAGCAAUUCUGGUCAUCAAUUGGUUCUUCUUUUAUGGUUUUUAGGUUUCUAAUAUAUGUAUACUGGUUUUACAUGGUUUAACCAUCUGUUUUUAAUAUUUUGAGCCUCAAGACCUCUGAAUCUCACUCUGCUGCUUAAGCACUUUUAAAAUCUGAUAGGAGUGUUUAAAGAUCUACUCCAUGUUUUAAGACAUAAAAAGACUCUUGCUGUAAAUAAUAAUUCCACAAAAAAAGUCAUUUAACUAGUCAAAAAUUCUUAAAAUUACAUCUACUCCUUCUCCUGCAAUGGAAAAUCCAGAAUCUAUGAAUAUGCAAAUAUUAUUCAUUUCAAAACUUUAACUGCUGGACACAAUAUGCCUCUUGAGGUUUGAAGUUUUCACAUCACACUUGUGUAAUUGGACAAUGGUUUGUACAUGUCUUAAACUCAGAUUUAAAGUGAGCGUAGAGAUCUUUUCCUCUUUCAGCAGACACAUUUUAAAACAGCCUCUAGUCUCAAACUCUGCACAUACAUCAUUCUGCACAUUAAAGCUCAAACAUCCAAGAGAAGUAACAAUAACUAGAACACAUUCCUGUUGACACAUUCCAAUCUCACUCUCAUUGAGCCACAUAACGUUUCCUCAUCUCUUUGUCUACCACUUUGUCCUGCACUAUUAGAUAUUAACAUUUAAGGGGUAUUAUUAUUGUAUGUAUGUAAGUAAAUGUAUUUACAUGUAUCAUUUGAGUCAUAAAGUGAAAAGAAAAAACA
This is a messenger RNA of Siniperca chuatsi (mandarin fish), 3898 nucleotides long. RefSeq names its product cdc42-interacting protein 4 homolog. The transcript has 14 exons. Gene Ontology annotation, molecular function: protein binding. The record is from RefSeq and is a predicted model, not a curated record. Lineage: Eukaryota; Metazoa; Chordata; Actinopteri; Centrarchiformes; Sinipercidae. The coding region runs from base 299 to 1810 and encodes 503 amino acids. Gene Ontology annotation, biological process: signal transduction.